AAAGAUGGCGGAUCUACAGAUCUCGGGUGUUUGAGGAAAUAUUCUUCUCGUCUAAUGAACAAUUUACCGAUGAUAAAAACCUUUCCCCUCGACUGGAAUAUUUACGGUAUCUAGAUGACAAUGAGCUGAUGGUUGUGGAAGUCUGGAAGAAGACGCUGGACAGAAGAGAGAGGCUGACCGGAAGAUGCCAAGAAAAAAACAGCAGAAUCCACAGCCAGUCAAGUUGGAUUCUGAAGAUGGUGUAGCUGCUGACGCUCCUGGAAACCUUCCCUUAGACACAGACUUCCUUCUAGAACAAGACCUUGAGUUUGGUGAUGCAGAUCACGACAGAAUUCUAGGCUUGGAAAAGUUUGCAGAAGUAGCUGCUGAGAUCGGUUUCUCCGUGUGUCCUCUGGGUGAUGAGGAGAGCUCUUCCUACAGCCAGCUCAGUAUGGAAAGUGAAACAGACAAUUCGCGCAGCACAGGUGACAACAGGAGGGAAAGCCAGAGCCGAGGGACUCAAUCCGAGCCAACCUUUCCUCCUUACCUGUCCUGUAGGGGCUGCGGACAGCUCCGCGACGAACCUCUCGGCCCGGGCAUGGACCUGGUUGGGCCUUACUGCCUUAGGUGUUGCAAAGCCUCCAGGGAGGCGAAAAGCUCCGAUUUCUGCUCUCCUUUUGGGAGCGGUGGUGGGAUUCGCUCUGGUUUCCAGAUUCGUGCGGAUUCCCAGCCUGAUUGUGAGGGCUUGGGGAACGGGGUGGGGGAGAAGGAAGAACUGUCCGCUGAGGACAGACUGCUCAAGCAGCACUCGUGCCACCUCUGUGGCUUCUCCUCUCGCUAUGCCAACCACGUGAAGCGUCACAUGAAGACGCACAAUGGAGAGAAGCCCUUCAACUGCCCUCUGUGCACUUACGCCUCAGCCCAGCUGGUGAACCUGCAGAGACACUUGCGCAUCCACACUGGGGAAAAACCCUACAAAUGUGACACAUGCGCUUUCGCCUGCAGUUCCCUUGGAAACCUCAAGAGGCACCAGCGCAUGCAUGUGCCUAAUUUGCCCCAGAUGCAUUCUGCAGCAGUGGGGCAGGACGCCCCACCUCAACCUGUGUGUGGCCACAACACCCUGAAGAGACCCGGGAGUGAGCAAAGACCCAAUGAGGAAGUGUCUGGUGCUUCAGUCUCUGAAGUUGCAAGACCAACCUCUAAUCUGAGUUUGGGGUCCCAGAACAGUGACUACCUGUCAGUCUUUGAUAACUUGAAGGGAGCAUCUCCACCCCCUAUCCCUGCCUCCAACCCAGCGCCUGGCCACCAGCCUCCCUCUCUGCUGGAGAUGACCGGCAGCAGUAGCAGCAGGACUACUCGAGGGGCCGUGGCAGAAGGCGCGGCGCUCCCGACUCCACUUUUCCCGUUUACCUGCCGUCUAUGCGGGGUCGUCUUGGAGGACGAGGACGGCUCUUCAGCCCAGAUUUGUGCCAAGUGUACCCUUGAGAUGCUGACCAAGGACUCCUCAUCGUCUCCGAACAGCCCCGGUGAGCGCAGUGACAAAGUUUACACCUGCGCCGCCUGCCCCUUCCUCACCCACUACCCCAACCACUUGGCGCGCCACAUGAAGACUCACAGCGGCGAGAAGCCGUACAAGUGUCCCCAGUGCGACUACGCCUCGGCGCACUUUGACAACCUCAAACGCCACCACAGGGUGCACACGGGAGAAAAGCCGUACAAGUGCCAUCUGUGCGACUACGCCUGCGGGAACCUGGCCAACCUCAAGCGGCACCAGCGCGUCCACUCGGGCGCCAAGCCCUUCCAGUGCCCCGUGUGCAGUUACAGCUGCAACCAGAGCAUGAACCUGAAGCGGCACAUGCUGCGGCACACCGGCGAGAAGCCGUACAAGUGUCAGGAGUGCGGUUACACCACCGGCCACUGGGACAACUACAAAAGACAUCAGAAAAAACAUGGCGUGGCGACUGACGGCUGGGUGAAAGUUCCCAUGAUCGGCAACGACGUAGAGGAGGACAGGAGGAAAGGGAUAGGAGGAGGCAUUCAGACUCACAGAAAAGAAGUUGGAGCUGAUAUGCAGUACUUACCGCGGGAGGCGGGGGCUGGCUGUACACUCAAACUGCAAACUUAAGGUUGCAUAAAUUUUAACACAGCAAAACUAAGCUACCAGCAACUUGUUUUGAUUGUUUUCACUGAGCCUGGUUUUAACGUCCGUCUGUCUCUCAGUGCCGCGUCAGAUCUCUUCUAUGGCUGCUAAUUGUUCAGUAAGUGGAAUCUGGCAGAGUUAGGAAUUAAGUUUCUCAAUUUUUUUGAUGUCUUUUUGGGUUGUUUGCUUUCUACAGUGUUUUGUUUUUUCAUGUCAAGAUAAAAAAAGGGAACUCUGUGGAAGUCCUCUGCCUCACUGUGUGAUCAGAUACUGAUAAUUCACCCUCACACUACAUGCAUGUUGUCAUUUGAACGAUGACACGACCAAAUAUUGCCAUCCUGGUGGACCUCCUUCCCUUAUCUGCUCCAGCUGCUCUGACAAGUCACUAAAGCAUUUUUAAUGCACAAGUUAGUUAUUUUGGUUCAUUUUAAAUGGAAAUUAAAGCAGAUUGGUACUGAGUUUGUUUGGUUAUUUUCUUCUAAAUAAAGUUUUUACUCUUCAGUUUGACAAUUUUGUAUCAACCCAGAACUGGACUUUCCAGCUUUGAAGAGAAGGGUUCUGGAGACAUCUUUAUUGUGCUUUUUUGUUUGUUUGUUUUUGAUUUUAACACAGAUUCAAUCUCCGUUAGUGAUAUGCGUUCAGAUCGCCGUAUGUAAUGCUAUCAAAGUGCUAUUUAAUACUACAGAAAUUGUGUUUGUCUUUAUGAAUGUGCCAGUAAUUUAAACAAUGCUGCCCUCACUCAAAUAGUCUACUUUUAUUUACUUUUUUUUUCUUUUUGCCAAAAUCUCCUACAUUUUGUCUGUAAAAGGAAAGAAAUGUGUUAAGACUUAAUUUAGCACCAUAAAUGCAUGUUGAGCAUGUUGAUGGGCCGUCUUCUGCUUCCAUUCAUUGGGUCUAGAUCUACUACAAGCAAUCUUUAGCCCGUGCUUUUUGAAGCUCAAUAAUUCUGACAUCUAUAAAGCUCCGUGUUCCUCUGAGUAUUAGUAGAUUAGCUCUUGACAAUAUAAAGUUAAACUUGCUGUUUCUGUUACUUGGGUGCACAUUUCAGAUUCCAGCCUCUAGAUUGUUGUCACAGGGCAUUUCCUCGUAUAGCAAAACGUAUUGUUCAGUGUCGUUUAUAUAGAUCAUUUUUCAUUACUGCUGAUCAAAAAGUGCCAACUCGAAACAAAAGCAAUAAGUUAAAGACUUAAAAUGUGCAUAGCUAAUUGUGGAAUUAAUCAGCAUUUGUUCACACAAUAGUCAGCGUACUUCUUGCAUUCAAUUCAGACGCUUUCCGUUUUUGCUUUAAAUUGUCUGCUCUUCCUUCUGUGCUCACUUGCAGUCGCUUGAGGUGGUAGUUUCAGCGCUCCGCACCGUUUAGGUGUACUUGUUCGCAGAGCUCAGUGUUGAAACCGGGUCAUUAGCAUCGACACCGAGCCAAUAAACAGAAAAAGACUACAGUUGUGCUGCAGGCAAUAAUUGAUCUCACGUCCAGAUUGGUAUGAUCUGAUUUUAUCCAACGGUUUCCCUGUGAAAUAGUUCAGCAUAUGUCAGGAGCCAUCCAUCCAUUAUCUUCGAGAAAGCAUGUCAACCAGAUCACCAAGCCGCCUCAACCAGCUCCUGUUGAUGUAGAAGAGCCUACCAAAAGAGUAAAAAAAAUAAUAAAAUAUUCAGAGAAGGGGAGACGACCACUAGCAUAUACAAAACGGAGAAAAAGCACAGUAUAUUGCCAGGUGAAGCAUUGAUUUAAAUAUUUCACAUGCAGCCUAGAGAUUAGUUUUAUUUGCAAUGUUUCAGGUUCAUUUCUUCUAACAUAUCAGUAAUUUUUGCAGCUCUGCAACACAUGUCAUUGAUGACAGUCUUUCAACGGAAGAGCUCUGCUUUAAUUUAGUUUGCUAUUUACUGUGAGUUUUAUUUUUCUUUCAACCUGAAAAGAGAUUAAUCAGAUAGAAAGCAUGUGAACAAGUGAUAGUUUUAUUUCUCUAAUGUGGCUGUAAUGCACAUUAAAGUGCAUUUCUCUUUGUGCCGUGUCAUUUAGCUGCCAUGUUUGGAAAAUAAGAACUGUGAUUCAAUGUUAAGUGUUUGUGAAUGACUUUUAUGCAAGUGAGACAUUUUCCAGGUUGCAAACUCGACAUGUCACAAUGAGCCCAUGGAUUUCUAUUUCCUGCAAGUGGGCGUUUCUGUUUUUACAACAUCAUUAAUGCCUUAAAUGAGGAGUUUGAAAUAAAUACCUGGAAUUACACAUCGUUGGAUGUAAAACAUCGA
Poeciliopsis prolifica (blackstripe livebearer) is the source of this 4363-nucleotide messenger RNA. RefSeq names its product zinc finger protein 513a (gene znf513a). Gene Ontology annotation, cellular component: nucleus. The coding region runs from base 185 to 2104 and encodes 639 amino acids. Gene Ontology annotation, biological process: regulation of gene expression. The transcript is spliced from 5 exons. The record is from RefSeq and is a predicted model, not a curated record. NCBI's taxonomy places the organism in Eukaryota, Metazoa, Chordata, Actinopteri, Cyprinodontiformes, Poeciliidae.